Messenger RNA from Chelmon rostratus (copperband butterflyfish), 3558 nucleotides. It is a transcript of the gene slc19a1, whose product is annotated as solute carrier family 19 member 1. The transcript is spliced from 6 exons. Gene Ontology annotation, molecular function: folic acid binding; folate:monoatomic anion antiporter activity. Lineage: Eukaryota; Metazoa; Chordata; Actinopteri; Chaetodontiformes; Chaetodontidae. Bases 564 to 2180 code for a protein of 538 amino acids. The record is from RefSeq and is a predicted model, not a curated record. Gene Ontology annotation, cellular component: apical plasma membrane; basolateral plasma membrane; plasma membrane. Gene Ontology annotation, biological process: folate transmembrane transport.
UUUGUAAGUGGAUUUACUAAAGCACUGACAAAAAGGCCGAAAAAAAAUAUAAUUUUGAUUAACUCCAAAGUGCUCAGUUAAAUAAAGUUUUAAGAGCUUCGUCGCGGAAGUAGGAUGGCUUAUACUACAUUUCCCAGAAGGCAAUGCGACGAGAGACCAGUGGGGUUGCUAAUUAACCGCUACAGUUCAGAUAGAGCGCACGAGGUUAACAAUGACACCGGACUCAGCUGCUGGAUAGCCUGCAGUUGGAAAAUGUCACAGUGUGGAAUGGAGCAAAGGUCAACACUUUCUCAUACAUGCUAACAGCAGCAUGUAGCAUUUUAACCAUAUUGUCAUCACCCUGUUAAAGAGUUCAUUUCAGUGUUCUGUCGAAUGAUUGUGCAGACGAGUUGAGAAGAAACCGCUGUUUCAUUCAAAGAUUUCAACCCAAACAGCUGGAUUUUUUAAUUUCAGUUCAGAAGUCAACAGCUUUUCAAGUUGGAAAAAGAACCUCACAUGGUGAUUUAACGACGCAAAAAAGUUACACUCUGCAUCAAAGAGUGAUCCAUAAACCAGCUGACACAAUGGUAGAAGAUGACACAGCAGGAAGUGGGGACAGAUCAGAGGGGGAGAAAGAGACGGACCUGAAGGUGCCUGUGUCAGAAGACUGCAGAGGACAUGAAGACGGAGACGUGGAAAUGGCUGUCUCUGCUUCUGAGGUCCUGUCCCCCUCCGAUGGUCCCCCAGAGGAAGCCAGGGCACCCGGAAAUUGGAAGUGGGCCGUCAUAUUCUUGUGUUUCUAUGGGUUUAUGUCAUCAAUAAAGCCUGGAGAGCCCUUCAUUACGCCAUAUCUACUCAGCUCUGAGAAGAACUUCACCAGGGAACAGGUGACCAAUGAGAUCACUCCUGUGCUGACGUAUUCCUACAUGGCCGUGCUGGUGCCGGCCUUCCUGUUGACGGAUUUUCUGCGUUACAAGCCGGUCCUGAUCAUCCAGGGCAUCAGCCAGGUGGUCAUCUGGAUCAUUCUGCUCCUGGGCACCACCCUCCUCGAGAUGCAGUUCAUGGAGUUCUUCUACGGCAUCACCAUGGCCUGCCGCGUGGCCUACUCCUCCUACAUCUUCUCCCUGGUCAGUCCAGUCAUCUACCAGCGCGUGGCAGGAUACUCUCGCUCCUCAGUCCUCUUGGGGGUGUUCACCAGCUCGGUAGUGGGCCAGCUGUGCAUGUCUGUGGGCAACGUCAGCUUCUACACCCUCAACGCUAUAUCUUUGGCUUUUGUCAGCUUUGGUCUGCUGCUGUCACUGUGCCUACCCUGGCCUAAACGCUCCCUGUUUUUCAACCGGAUGCGGAACCUGGAGCAAAAAGAACUGGCAGCCACCAAAUCCGAAUUGGACGAAAUUAACCCGAAAGCCAGCGUGCCAUCCUCUGCAGCCCCCCCAUGCUCUGCAUCACGCUGGACUGAUUCUGUCUUGGUCCAGAUGCUGCUUGAGGUGAGAAAUGUGGUGAAGAGGCCCAACCUGAGGCUCUGGUCCCUGUGGUGGGUGUUCAACUCCACAGGUUACUACCUGGUGCUGUUCUACGUUCACAUCCUGUGGAACAAAGUCUACCCGGCCACUGAGAACAAGAAUGUUUACAACGGGGGAGUGGAGGCAGCUUCUACCCUGCUGAGCGCGGUGACUUCCUUCACCGCUGGCUUUGUGAAAAUUCGGUGGAACGUCUGGUCUGAGCUGGUCAUCGCUGUGAUCACAGCAGUGCAGGCGGGUCUGCUGCUCCUCAUGGGCACCACACAAAACAUCUGGGUCUGCUACAUAGCCUACGUCAUCUUCAGAGGCUUCUACCAGUUUCUGGUGCCUAUUGCCACUUUCCAGAUAGCCUCGUCGCUCACCAAGGAGCUCUGCGCCUUAGUGUUUGGCAUCAACACCUUUUUGGGGACCAUACUGAAGAGCAUCAUCAACCUGAUAUUUGCUGACAAGAGAGGCCUAGCGUUGGAUGUGCACUCUCAGUUCCUGGUGUACUUCAUUUACUUCACCAUUCUGACCAUCGUCUACUUCGUCAGUGCUGCUGUGGUCAUCAUCCGUCACUAUAGAAACCAGCCCCGGGGAGGAGGCGGGACCAACGAAGAGGCGGCACACACAGAGAUGCAACCUGUGGCUGCGAGCUCGGAGGCAGAAACUUUGUCUAACGGCAAAAGCGCCAAAGCAUAAUGAUGAGAAACGUGUCUUUCCAUCGGCAUCUUUCCUUAUCUUGAUCCCAAUUUUUGCAAAUGAGCUCUCCAGACUCUGCGGGAUCAAUCACUUCAACCCUCGAUGCUGCUGGAGUGGUUUAUUCAGUGUUAGCUGCUGAGCCUUAAUCAGAGAAGUGCCUCAUAUUAGCCCUAAAGCUCCUGCGCUGCACCAGUCAGACAGGCCGCAGAUGGCUUGUUUCUGACAUCUUGAUGUAAAGUAAAUUCUGAUUGGUUUGUUAAUACCAAGCAUGAAGUGGUACUAUGCUUUCACAUUGUGGCAAAUCCUCUUCAACACAGAGAGGGACCAUUUAUUUAAUGGCCAGAAUUGUUUUUUGUACAGAAAACAAAGGAGCAGAAUUAGCAGCUGUAACAUGCUGAACUGUUUCAGCGACAGUGAUUUUCCCUUCAAACAAAAGUUCAUGAUUCCUACGUGAUUACUAAAUACUACUUUAAACCAGGUUUCACAGACAGAGAAAUAAAAAGGUGUGGACCUUAUUCUUCUCAUUGACACUCCUAUUGUAUGUAAUGUUACAGCUCCGUGAUUGUUAUUCUAAAAGACACAUAGAUGGAUCAUCACAUAUGAUCAGAUAAUGAAGGGCAUCUUUUCCAGCCCUUGUAUCCGUUUAUUUUAAGCUGUAAACUGCAGAUUUUAUGCAGUUUGUUGUAUAAUGAUGACAUUUUGAAAAUGAUUUUAUUGUUGCUGUUAAUUGUGCUCUUUGUAAUGUAGGAGCAGUGCUGUCAGAAUAUUUGAUUCAUUGAAACAGAAUGUGUUGCUGCGGAGAAACGAUAUGUGAAAGUAAUGAUGACAUUUUUACACAGUUAAACUCUUCUUUGCCAAUUUGCUAAUUAAAAGUGUGAUAUUUCCAAUAUUCUUGCUGCUAAGUUGCUGCCAUUGACUCUAUGUGCCAUUUUUGGCAAACAACCAACCCCCAAGAAGGGGUCUAGCUCCCAAAACCUCGUCUUUUUCAGUCCAAGCGUGGCUGUUUUCACAUUCGUCAGCAGCUGCAGGAAGCACUUCUGUCGGCCGUGCAGAGAUCAUAGGAACAGUGUUAUGUAACGCUGCAGCAAGUACAGUGCAAACAUUUAGUAGGUUUUUAUAAUGCCAUUCUGCUUUCUCAAAAAGCAGGCGUGGCCCUCAGAUUUAAUCAAGACUAUCUUUCUUACAGUAGAGACAACAGUAGUGAUUGAGUUUUGAGUUGAAUUGUACUUAAAUUCCGAAUGUAUAGAUAUUUUUUAAAGUUUUGAUUUAAAUAAUUGCUGAGAAAUAACUGUGAAUCUGUCUGAAUGCUGUAAAAAAAAAAACACUGAUGUUAAUCAGAUGUUUAUUUUAUACACACAAAUAAAUUACAUUUGGUGGA